UUUUCUCUGUUUCAAAGGAUUUUGCACACAGUGGGAGGCCACAAUGAGGUUCGAAAACAUUCUAGCCAAUAUUAAUGGAUUUGGAAGAUUUCAGAUAAUGAUCGUUGUGAUCAGCUUCAUUGGCCGUUUCACACUGCCCUGCCACUUCAUGCUAAACAACUUCAUAGCUGCUGUUCCCGCUCACCACUGCGACAUCAGCUCUCUGGAUGACGGAGGUAUUUUUAGGAAUUUAUCCCAGGCAGAGAGGCUUGCUGUUCUUAUUCCACUCCAGGCAGAUGGGACUCCAAACUCCUGUCAGAUGUUUGCAGAGCCUCAAUACCAUCUGCUGCUCAACUCUUCAGACAUGACUGAACUACCCACAGUGCCAUGUCAGAAUGGAUGGGUGUACGAUAACAGCACCUUCAAGUCUACCCUGACCUCACAGUGGGACCUGGUGUGUGAUAGAAGAGGGAAAAACAAAGCCACUGCUACCAUCUUCUUUGUUGGAGUGAUGUUUGGAGCCGUGUCCUUUGGAAGUCUGAGUGACAGGUUUGGCCGAAGGAUCAUGCUGCUGUUGUCAUAUGUGUCUGGAAUGCUCUUUGCUGUUGCAAGUGCUUUUUCUACAUCGUACGUGAUGUUCUGUGUGCUGAGGUUCUUCACUGGGUUUUGCAUCACCGGCAUCGUCAUUGUCUCAACAGUCCUCAGUGUGGAGUGGGUGGACAUUGAGCACAGGAAAUUGGUUGGAGUGAUCGACAGCUUAUCCUGGACAUUUGGGAACAUAAUAUUUGCAGCCAUUGCUUACUUCGUGACUGAUUGGCGGUGGCUACUUGUCAGUGUCAGCUCACCUUUAACCUUGGCCAUCAUUACCUGGAGGUGGAUGCCAGAGUCGGCAAGGUGGCUCAUUGCCAACAGAAAGCUGGAGCAAGCUCAGAAGUAUUUGGAAAAAUGUGCCAAGAUGAACCGAACAGAGGAGUUCAUUCAAAGGCUUAACACAGAGACACUGUCCACUAUUGUUGUGACUGAGAAAAGAGAUCGGCCCUAUUCGUACCUCGAUCUGAUAAAUACAGCCAAAAUGAGGAAACUGGCCCUAUGUACUGGUAUUAUGUGGUUUUGUGUGGCAACUGCGUUUUAUGGCAUCAGCUUCAACAUCACAGGCUUUGGGCUCAACAUCUACCUCACUCAGUUUACCUAUGCUUUAAUUGAGCUCCCAGCCAAAGUAUCAGUUUACUACUUACUGGAUAAGAUAGGCAGGAGAGGAACUGAGGUGGGAGCUCUGCUGAUGGUGGGCGUCUGUCUUGGAAUCAACAUUGUAAUACCUAAAGAUAUGUCUGUUGUCAGAACAGUGGUGGCUGUCAUUGGAAAAGGGUUCUCCUCUGCGUCAUUUGCAACGGUUGUGCUCUACAGUUCUGAGCUCUAUCCAACUGUAGUAAGGCAGAAUGGUAUGGGUUACAACUCUUUCAUGGCUCGAACUGGUGUAGCUGUGGCUCCUUUGAUUCUCUUACUGGAUGAGGUGUGGAAGGACCUGCCCCAGCUCGUCCUGUGCUCUAUAGCCAUACUGGGGGGAGUAGUGGCAAGAACACUGUCAGAGACACGCAACAGGUGCCUGCCAGAGACCAUAGAGGAUAUUGAACAACAGUGGUAGUGAACCCGUCUCUAGAGUCAGUGACGGUUCAGUCAAGCAAUGACAGUGUAUACGGUCUCCAUUUUCUAAUUAAUUCAUUUUUGAUUUAUGCUUGAAGUAGAAUUACAUUUAGCUUGUAUCUACACAUUGGGAGGUUAUUUGGGGAGGUGUGAUAAAAACCUGGAGAU
Messenger RNA from Etheostoma cragini (Arkansas darter), 1788 nucleotides. RefSeq names its product solute carrier family 22 member 7-like. Gene Ontology annotation, cellular component: membrane. Gene Ontology annotation, biological process: transmembrane transport. NCBI's taxonomy places the organism in Eukaryota, Metazoa, Chordata, Actinopteri, Perciformes, Percidae. The record is from RefSeq and is a predicted model, not a curated record. The transcript is spliced from 9 exons. Bases 44 to 1621 code for a protein of 525 amino acids. Gene Ontology annotation, molecular function: transmembrane transporter activity.